GCCAGUCUUGGCGGCCACUGUUGGUGACAAUUAGAAAGUUGUGCAGGGGGCAGGGCGGCUACCUUCUCUGCUGAGUAACCAGUGUCUCCGUGGUGCGGUGCGGUGCGGACACCAGACCCCAUCUGAGCCAGCGGAGCAGCUGGCAGCCGCUCUCCUGCGCCGCUAGGAGCGCACGGUGCCUGGGGAAAGGAAACUGGGCGCUUGGAGACAAGAUCAAGGAGGACCGGAGACAAUCUCCCUGGGGCCACUAGCUCUGGCCAGCUUGCCUGCUGGCAGUCGCUCCCUCAGUCCCUCCAGCGCCAGGGAGCAGUUGGGGUGGCGUGGGCUUUUGUCCUCGUCUUGGCUGGUGGGAACCGUGUGUACAACAGAGGAAGCCUGGUGGGUCUGUCCCCUCUCAGCCCAGCGCCGAUGAGUGCCAGGGCGCCGAAAGAGCUGAGGCUGGCACUGCCGCCUUGUCUCCUCAAUCGGACCUUUGCUUCCCACAACGCUAGUGGAGGCAGCAACGCAGGUGUCCGCAGCUCAGGCGCAGGUGGUGGCACCUGCAUCACGCAGGUGGGACAGCAGCUCUUCCAGUCUUUCUCGUCCACGCUGGUGCUGAUUGUCCUGGUCACUCUCAUCUUCUGCCUCAUCGUGCUGUCCCUCUCCACUUUCCACAUCCACAAGCGUAGGAUGAAGAAGCGGAAGAUGCAGAGGGCUCAGGAGGAAUACGAGAGGGAUCAUUGCAGCGGCAGCCACGGUGGUGGUGGGCUGCCCCGGGCAGGUGUUCAAGCUCCGAUCCAUGGAAAAGAAACCCGGCUGGAGAGACAGCCCCGGGACUCCGCCUUUGGCACUCCCUCCAAUGCCACCUCUUCCUCCUCUUCAACCCCUGGUCUCCUGUGCCAGGGUCCCUGUGCUCCUCCGCCUCCACUGCCAGCCCCCAGUCCACACGGAGCACACGCAGCUUCCUCCUGCUUGGACACAGCUGGCGAGGGCCUUUUGCAAACGGUGGUACUGUCCUGAUUGUCUAGCCCUCUCCUUACCCCUUCCUCGUUUCCAGCAUCUUUGCCAUCCUCGCUUUCGGUCCUCCUUUUUUCCUUUUCCAUUCUCCUCUGACCCCUUUUUCCUCUGCCCUCUUUCCUUACCUGCCCACCCUUUUACUGUUUCUCCUCCGCCGAGGCACUGUGCGGUAUUUGUAAAUAUUGGGCAAGGAAAGUCUCAGAGGAAGAAAUAACGCUGAUAAUACUUUAUUGAUAUUUAUAGUAAUUAUUACACUAUUAUUAACACAGUCCAAAGCAUGACAAAUCACAUAACUUCUCAUUGUUAAUGAUGGCUGCAUCUUCCCUUUCCACCCCGUGUCCCCCUCAGUAAGGAGGAGAAACCGCACAAGCUACCAAAUAUAUAAAAGGUGUUAACACAGGAGGGGAGGGGGCCGGUGAUGUUGUAUAUAGCUGUCAAGUGAAGGUUUAGUCGCCUUUCUGCCCCUCCCCAUGGCCUUCUUUCACAUUUCCUUUAGCUUCUCUCCCCUCCCUUUCCCUCACUUUUAGCUGGGCUCAGGCGUUAGUAUAUAUAGAGGAGACAUCUACAUUAAGCACCAGAGACCACAGAGAAUGUCCCAGAAAAACGUUUAGGACAGGUAACCCCUUUCUAGUCAAUCAUCUCUUCACUUUUUGGUUUCCCUGGGCAGUUUUUGAGUUUACUUUUAGAAAUAUCUCUCGCUGGCCGAGCGGAAAAAAGCAAAACCCACAGUAUCCGCUUUUGCCCCUUCCAUCCUCCUCCGUCCUCCCCACUUGCACACUUGACUGGCGGCAGCUUUCUGUUUUUGUUUUGUUUUAGCCUCAGAGACAUCGGGAGCUGUCCAGCUAUGUCUGGUGCUGAAUAUGUCUCGCCUUCCUGAUUACUUCCUCUGGUUGUGCAGGCCAAAGAAGGAGCUAUUUUGGAAAGUGAUUGUCUUGGUUUCGAUUGGUUUCUUUCUUCUUUUUCUACAAUUGGAUUAGUAUGUACUAUUGUUUUGCUUAUUAUUGAACAAUGCAUAAGUUACCUUUAUGUAAAAAAAAAAAGUAUUAGGUAAUGUGCCGUUCUGGAAAUGCAGUAUCUAACCAACCGAUAUGUUUCUGUUUUAUUUUUAGAACAAGUGCACCUUUGUUAUAUACUUAUUAUAUUGGUACCAAAUACAGAAGAAAACUAUAGUUCUGUGAUAUGUCCUCCGAUCUGUAUAUUCUUGUUCUAACUUUCCAGCUGUUGAUAUAAUGGUUGCCACUGGCUAAGGAAGUCAGUGGUGCAGGCCUGGCUUCUGUUUCCGGAAGUGUUCUUUUGUAUUUUACUCUGUAGUAGACUAUUAUAAAAAAGAUGACACCCACGUUUCCCUUUUUCUUUUGUGAAUAGCAGAAACAGCCACAUCAGAAAACAAACAAUGGGUGCGCAGGAAUGCCAUCUAUUAAAUCAUGGUUAAUAUUUCAACAGUGCCUGUGGUUCUCUGCAUGCAGCUACCACCUGGAGGCAGUGGUGUGUGUGCUUGCUUGUACUGUAUGUGUCUGGGGGAAAGACUGGUGGAGAUGUUGGGCAAUUCGGAUGACAGGACAUUCAAAUUUCCAAGUUAAAUCAGUGAAUGCUUACAGGAUAAAAAAAAAUGUCUACAGCUUGUCUAGUUACAAUUCUGUGCCUGCAUCUGAAAAACAGCAACGGAGGAGGAUCUUUCUUCUUUUCUAAGUCUGGCUUAAUUGGCCUCCCAGAACAAAUAGAGAAUAUUGAGGAAAAAAUAAAGUGAGAGAGAAGAUAAUUCUUUUGUCUUCUUUUCAAACAUCAGGAUAAAUACAUCUAUGCUAGACUCUGCUGUUGGGUGUUUGGCAGGGGUACCCUACACAUAUCCGUCUCCUGAGCCACUAGUUGCCCUCAGUUCUCUGUCUUGUUUCAAGUUGUAUGUGCUUAUUAUCCAGAGAAACUAUGGCCUCUAAUGUUUUUGGUUAUUAUAAACUUUCCCAAGCUCAGUCUGUAUCUUUAUAAGAUAAGUUAUUAAGGUUGAUUUUAGUCACCUAUCAGAUAACAUCCAAGUCCUUUUCUGAAGCACAGGCCAUUAUUUAAGCAUGCCACAUUGUACCAUUAGGAAGACCAGGUCUAAUCUUUGGAUACAAUAUAUUAAACAAGAUUCUCUCCGGUGCCUUAGUCACUUCCUAGUAACAGGUCAGAGUGCAUUCACUCCCUCAGACGACCAAGGAGCCCGUCAGUGGAACUCUAUAUUAGCUACAGUGAGCUCUACAUUGGACAUCAGACUAAGGCACUGUGAAAGAGAAUGUCCAUUAAUCUCUUUAACUUGCCCUAAUCCAACCAUAGCUCUUAACACCUUCUUACAGAAUGGGUCUUGAAUGUGAAAUCCAAAUAGAAUCAGGAACCCAGAAAGAAGGAACGUUCUCAUUUCAAUGAGCUCCACUUAAGUGCACAGAUCUUACUUUCUUCCCAUUAUUUGGUGCACUGUUUAUUUUACAGUAAAUAAUUUCCCAUUUUAUUAAAGCAAUAAGAUAUUCUGUUUUGAGUAGUGCUAGAUGCUGAUUCCACUUCCUUGGUGCUGAAGCGACUCAUGUGUUCCUGCCUUAUGAAUCACAGUGCAUUCAAGGCAUGCAAUAAUAAUCCCCUUCCAAGAAGCAGCCUGUACACCCUAGGGGGCAAUGUCCUAUAUACUUUUCCAAAAGAAAUAGGGGGAGCAAGAAAUAAGCUAAUUAUGUGUAUUUUAAAAAAGUCUUGAUACCUCUAACCAUAAGCACACAUCUGUAAUGUGCUAUUUAUUGUGCAUCUUUAAGUGUUUAUGCCUUUCCCCAUCAAUUGACUAGGGUUUAAUAUUUUGAUAGUGUCCUGUGUAAAGAUGAUGCAGCUUGCUAAUUACAUUUCAUACUGAGUUUAAUAUGCUGUGAACCUGGUGAGGUCACAAGAUUUCUGUGAGCUAGAAUGAGAAUUACAUGUGAUUCUAGUAGACCAGAUCCCACACCAAAUUAUUGCAAUAAGCAUAUAACAAUGCAAAUUUCUAUAGACUCUGUUUAGAUUGCUACUUAAUGAACUCAGCUGGCCCAUAUGACAUUCAAGACUUCAUUUUUAUGAGACAAACGGCAAUAUGGAAAUAGCUAAAUUUACUCUAAGGAUUUUAUUUACUGAUGUCCAGUCAAACUAAUUGCUUCAACCCUCUAUAGCUACAGCUCAACUCCUGCACUUGCUAUUCAGUAUUAAUAAGGUAGCAUGCUUGAUUCUUACUGUUCAAAAAAAAAUGAGAAAAUAAGGGAGAUAAUGCCAAUGUGUCAAUUGUAUGGGACUCUGACUCUUGAAGAUGUAGAUGGAUAUAAUCUGUAGAAUUUAUAUACACCCAUAGAUAUGUAUUUAUAUAUGCAUACAUUUUGUACAAAUUUACAAUGGACUUUUGUAUUCUCUUUUCUGUCAUUAUAAGUAUGAGAUCGAAACCAAAUAGUUGUUCCAUCGUCUGAUCCAGAGAGGAUCUGAGAAGUCAGGUAAAUGCAUGUACUUGUUUCUUUGGGGUCAAAU
Molecule: messenger RNA, 4500 nt
Organism: Microtus oregoni (creeping vole)
Lineage: Eukaryota; Metazoa; Chordata; Mammalia; Rodentia; Cricetidae
Gene: CUNH11orf87
Product: chromosome unknown C11orf87 homolog
Exons: 2
Coding region: 409-999 (196 amino acids)
Source: RefSeq, a predicted model, not a curated record